AUGAGUAAUACCGAUAUAAAUCAGUUGGAUAACGUAACUGCCAAACAAACAUUGGAUAAAAAACAAAUUGAGGCAGAAGAAAAGGAAAUGAUGCUUAAAGCCGGCGAUUCUGAAGAUAAGAAUGAAAGCGAAGGACCGGUUAAAUCAGCUUUAGCUGGAGAAGUAACUGAACAAGGCAGGGAGGUCAAGCCAAAAUUUAUUCCCAUAGGAGCGAUAAAAAUGCCAGGAUUUUUUACACGGAACUCUGAUAAGGACAAACGGGAGGAUGAGGGUGGCAUAGAAAAGGACAUAGAGCAUGAGAAGACUUUGGAAAAGACAGAUGAAGAUAUAAACCCUAAACAACAUCUAGGGUUCUUGCAGGCAUUUACGAAGUUCUUGCAACCCAAAGAAAAUGAUAAAGAAAACGACCAGAAAAAACAUUUUGGAAUUUUUAAUGUCAAAUAUCCAAAAAUGUUUCAAAAGCAUAACAUGAAUCAGGAAGCUACAUUAGCUUCUAUGGAAACAUUGGAAGAUAAAUUGGAUACUCCUAAUGAUGGAAUGGAAAAUGUUAAAUUGGAUCUUGCUGAUCAAGAAGAAGGUAAAGUCGCAACAAGACUCCCACUCAAAGAAAGGAUUAGGCAAAAGAAAUUUAUUAUUGAUGAUAUCAUGGUGUUUGCUGUUGUGAUACUGGUAAUACUAGCAGUGAUUGUGGGAGUUGUUGUGGGAUCUUGGGCAGGACCACCUAAUGUGCGCCCACUACGCCUUGGUCGCUAUAUAACAACAGUAACCACUUGUGGGCCAAUAGAAGGCAUUUACGACGAAGGUGUCUACAAAUUCCACGGCAUUCCAUACGCAGUUCCACCAGUUGGAAAAAAAAGAUUUACAUAUGCUCAGCCACUGAAUAACUUGUCUCUGUGUUGGAAUGGCACUCUCGAAGCUCACGAGCCCGCACCCUUAUGUCUACAGUUUUUAGAAAACGGCACGAUCAUUGGCGAAGAAGAUUGCUUGACCCUAGAUAUUGUCACCCCUCAAGUCCGUUACGACUCACCGUUGCCCGUUGUUGUAUUGAUCGGGACCAACUCUCUUGCAGGCGGUAUAAGUCCUGCGCAACCCUCAGCUUUAUAUGCACGCACAAAAGAAGUAGUGUUUGUACGGCCUAAUUUCAGACUUGGGGCAUUUGGUUUCUUAGCACUCGACAUUUUAUCAAAUUCAAAGUACCCGGCCGCAUCGGGAAAUUAUGGUCUGAGUGAUUUACUAGUUGCAUUACAAUGGGUACAAUAUAACAUAAAACAUUUUGGUGGAGAUGCGGAGUCUGUCACUUUGCUCGGACAUAGAGCUGGAGCAACUCUGACAGCCGCUUUGACUACUGCUACGAAAGCUCAGAAGCUUUAUUCUAGAGUUUGGCUUUCCUCCGCCUCUGUCAUAUUUCCCGGUGAACCUUUACAAAUAUCGCAGAGUAAUAAUGAACAGUUUAAGCAAAUUAGUAAAUGCAGCGAUGCUGACUGUUUACGGCGCAUUACCGCUAUGGAAAUUCUUUCUGCAACUCCUGACACCUGGCUAGGUAAUAAUAUCGAUUCUUUACCAUCAGCUGACGAAUUCAAGCGUUCUUGGUUAGUACUGGACGGAGACCAUCUGAGGGUACAUGCUUAUGAAAGUUGGGAUGCGCAAAAGGAAGCGAAAGAGAAAGGCAAGGAAAAAGUUUUCAAGCCUAUGGUAUUCGGCACGACCAUGCACUCUAGUCACACGGAUUUGCUUAAAAUGUUGCACAUAAACUGGACUGCAGAUAUCGUGGAGAAAAUGGUCAAUGAAAGUUACAUUGGCGAAAAGAAUUUGACAUCGUCGGUGUUUACAUAUUUUAAUAAAACAUAUGAGGGCUUAGUCGAGUUGAUUUCGUCUAUUCGUACCUUGUGUCCCUUAGUAAGCCUUGCUCGUUUACGUCUAGAUGUGCCUAUGUACGUGGUUAACGGCUCAGGUGCGGGUGGCGGUGUUAUGGGCUCCGGUAUGGCAGAUAUUAAUUCCGACAUUGAAGCCAUUCUCGGCACAUUUGAAUCUGCAAUGCCUGAACAGCGACGGUAUAUGGCGGCUAUGCAACAAUUCUUUUAUUAUUACGUAUGGAACGGUCGGCUACCUGGCCCGGAAACUGGCUUGAUAGACGUUGGUCAAGACUUACUCCCGCUUCAUGGUUUACCAGCAUGUGAUCUCCUUAUACGAGAAGACGUUGUACCCAGAUACGCCCACGUCGAUUAA
Messenger RNA from Parnassius mnemosyne (clouded apollo), 2226 nucleotides. NCBI's taxonomy places the organism in Eukaryota, Metazoa, Arthropoda, Insecta, Lepidoptera, Papilionidae. The record is from the annotation of a GenBank genome assembly.